Pungitius pungitius (ninespine stickleback) is the source of this 2749-nucleotide messenger RNA. It is a transcript of the gene tspan33b, whose product is annotated as tetraspanin 33b. The record is from RefSeq and is a predicted model, not a curated record. Lineage: Eukaryota; Metazoa; Chordata; Actinopteri; Perciformes; Gasterosteidae. The coding region runs from base 59 to 871 and encodes 270 amino acids. The transcript is spliced from 8 exons. Gene Ontology annotation, cellular component: plasma membrane.
GUGGGACUCGAUCUGAGGACAUUCGAAGUUAACCUUAAGGUAGAAACACGUACAGACGAUGGAAGGGAAACGUCGUCUGAACCGAGCUGAGGUUUUCACCUUUGUCAACCCCUGGAUGAGAUACUUUCUGUUCUUCUUCAGCUUUGUGUUUUGGGUUUUCUCCCUGUUGAUUGUUGCCAUCGGAGUGUAUGCUAAAAUCCAGAAAGCUACAGACACGGUGCGGAACACGUUCCUGAUCGACCCGGCUGUCAUCCUAAUUGUGGUGGGGGUGGUCAUGUUCUUCGUCACUUUCUGCGGAUGCAUCGGAGCGCUCCGACAGAACAUUCACCUCCUCAAGACAUUCUCCAUCAGCCUCACAUUGGUCUUCCUCACUCAGCUUGCCAUAGCAGUUCUGGGCUUCUUCUACUCUGAUCAGACUCGGGAUGCUUUGGAAAAGUUUGUGAAGAAAGCCAUCGUUCACUACAGGGAUGACCUGGAUCUGCAGAACCUGAUGGAUUACAUCCAGAAAGAGUUCCAAUGCUGCGGGUGGAACAACUACACGGACUGGUCUUGGAACCUGUACUUCAAUUGCACACAUGAGAACCCGAGCUCUGAGCGCUGCGCUGUGCCUUACUCCUGCUGCACUCCUGUUCCUGGAGAGUCAGUGAUCAACACCAUGUGCGGCUUCGGGGUCCAAACCAUGAGUCCCCUGGAGGCGCACAAGUCCAUCCACCCUGUGGGCUGCGUGGACAAAGCGGCGAUGUGGAUCGAGUCUCACCUCUUGCUGGUGGGGGCUCUCGCCUUGGGCACUGCCCUGCCUCAGAUUGCAGGCAUCGUGCUGUCCCACAUCCUGAUCUCUCAGAUCCAAUAUGACAUUACCUCAGUGUUGUGAGAGCGGGCCGCCGCGGGGAAAGACAGGAAGAAAAGAACUCGCAGUACUUGUCUGACAUGGGCAAGGGCAUCUUUUUUAUUGCUGCUGUGUCACAGCGACGUCGAAUACAUUUUGAAUGUGAGCGUGUCUGCCGCUUUAAAAGUGUAUUGCAUCUUUUGUGUUACUCAAUCAUUAUUGGACAUGACUUUAGGAUUGGCUUUAUUCCAAAGAAUGUAUGUAUUUAUGUGGUAUAAUGUCACGUACAAAGCUUAAAUGGUCUGCAGGUACAAGAGCACCAAGAUCUAGAUUCAAAAAGCAUUGCAGUGGAAAGUUUUGGAUGCAACCUAAACUCUGGCCCAUCAGACUAGGAUGAUGACUGUAUUAGCAUGAGAACUCCCCGGAGCAGCUUGCAAUCAGUCCUCCUAGUUGUGAAGAGCCAAAGCCCUCUGCAUCAGACGACCCGUCAGAGGGGAGUUCGGCCUCAUGGCAUCGCGCUCGAGUACAAGACAUCUGCAGGAAUUCAGCACAACACGGAACAGUAUGAGGUUUUAAACAGAGAUUUACAGAGACAAGCUGAGAGGCUAAACUGAUCAAUAAUGAAAGGCCAACAUAGUGUGCAGACAAGGGGCUGUGGGUUGCAUAAUGGGAGCAUUAAGCUAGCGUUCUGGAAACACAGGAACUGAUGAAAACCUGAGUGGACGGCUACAGCAACAGCAACGUGUGUCAUGAGGAAAUCCAGUGCUUCGAAUAGUGCUUUAGAUAUGUUCUUUUUAAAUAAACAUCAAAGGCAGAAAUUGAAGCCUUCGGAUUGGCAGGAAAUCCUUGUUGUGCGUUACCUUCCCAUUUUCUGAUGGUGCUUGUUCUCCGAUUUUAUGGCCGCAUGAAUGAGCAGCUGAUUGAAGAUGUCCCUCUGAAAACAGAAGACAAAACCAUCAUCAGACAUCAGUUUCACUCCGAUACCGUAAAGAGCGUCUUUCUAUUCCUUUGUGUUGUACUUUAUACUAUAUUUACACUUUAGCACCUUGCACAGUUCUCUGAACACAAGUCCAUCAGCAUCCAUCACGGAUGAAUUAUUCAUGGGUCAGGGCACCGGGCUGCACAUUCUCACACCAUGUAAGAAUAUGGCGUCUAUGCACAGCGUUCAGAACCACAGCGACAUCCGUUUUCCCAGAAUACAAACGCGGCGUCUGAGCUGCGCUCCGCAACGCUGGUUAAGACGGUGGAUUUCGACUGUAUUUCUUCUCGUUGGCUUCUGGUUUACCGCAGACACUUGUUCCCUGGGGAGCGUACCUGUGCAUCACUCCCACCCAUUUCUACCACCCGAUAGCGUAGAGGGUACAGAAGGUCCACGGUCCGAUCGUAGUUGCCCUGGUCGUACUCCAUCAUGGCCUCGCACACCGACACACCUAGAGACGCUGCCAAAUGAUGCUGUUGAUUGUCCCCCGGCUCUCUGUGGAGGAAAAGGAGGAUUUACUGGUGCAUCUGAGAGGCUUAGAAGCUGCUGGGGGCCAAUGAAAACAUUUCAGUUUGAGAGAAACUACUUUAAGGCAAAAGUUAUAAUUUGGAGGUAACUUCAAGCAAAUUUACAGAAGAAACUUUUGCGGUUUAAAAGAAAUGAAAUUCAUAAAUAUCCCUUACCAACAUGUGUAACUUUCAAGACAUAGACAUAGCUUAACAAAAUCUAUAUAACAACUGCAGGUGCGUUUAUUCGUGCAUGACUCCACUUGACUGUAAAAACCUGAAUAUCCGAGUAGGACUCACUGUGUAAGCUAAUGCUUAGAGCCACUGCCUCCCAGCAGGUGGAAUGACUUAAUGGCAUAAAUGUGGAUUAUGUUGCCCCGUGGAUUCCUUCCAAGCCAAUGAAGUAAGAAAAAUAAAUAAAUGCACAACUCAAAUGUC